UUGAAAUAAUCUACCAAUUUCUUAAAAGUAAACACUAUUUACAGAUUUGCAUCGAUGCGUUUCUUAUGAUAGUGAUUUUAAUCACUGUCAGAUAUGAUCUAUACUUGUCCCAACUAUGACAUGUCCAUAUUGUGCUACAGUUUUUUAUACAUGUCAAAAAAAAUUUUUUUUAAUACUAUAAAUGAUAUUUCUAUUUAUUAUAUUUACGUUCUUUAAUAAUUAAUUGAAAUUAAUUUAUAACCUUAUUUGAGGUAUACCCUAUCCCGCCUCACUAGUUAUAACGGAGGUGGAAGCAAAUUUUAUGUUGCCCGUGGCGGGGCACAUUUUAUAAAUAUGGACCUGUUAAUGCGUAUUUGUGAAUGCAUAGUUACAUUUAAUAAACUAUCUUCCUAAUAAAAUUUUGGGAAGGUUCUUAAUAUAAAAAUCUAUCUGUUUCUUUCAGUCAGGAUUUGAACUUGAAAAAAAUCAAGAAAUUACUAAAGAAACAAUAAUGUAUCAUAACAUUAAAUUGUUAGGUAAUUAAUAAUCAGUUAGGAAGGGUAAUGUUAUUGUGGCUAGGUGUGGCAAUAUAUUUAUAAAACGAAAGUUGCGUGUCCAGUAAUUUUAUUAGAUUGGAAACAAAAAUUAAAAGCUAUAAUGGGGUGUGGUUCUAGUUGUUUUUCCCGCCACUAUAAUAUGUAAUUCUUUNUUACGAUAUUGCAUCGCAUUCGGAAAAAAUGUCGACACAAAAUAAUCUCAGACAUUGUUUGCCAUUUAAAUAUCCAUUUCCAACAAGUCCUGUUUUUACAACAACUACCACACCAGAUCCUUUGGACAUAUUAAGUGUAGAUGAUGAAUGGUUGGAAUUUCAAUUGUACAAUGGAUAUCGAGUGUGGCACAUUAUUUUUUUCAUUUUGACUGUAUUUUUUUCGCUAAUGGUAUUAUUAUGUUGCUGUGUUCGUUUCCGAAUUCCACGAACAAAACAAGAAAUUGAAGCUGAUUUUAUGCGACGCAAAAUUGCAACAAAAUUUUGCAAACAAUUACGGUUGUUGAAUGAUACGGAAAUGGACGACAUGGACCUUUUAAAAGCACUUAAAAGACUACAGGCUGAACUUGAGACUGAUGACGAUAUUAUAGAAGACAAUUCCGAAGUUUCGACAAAAACAACUACUCCAAAAUCACCAAGUUUGAAGAGAUCUGCCAAAUCGUCGGGUUUUAAUUCGUCAGAAAAAUUGCCUGAAGAACCAGAAAAUAUGUUAGGCAGAAGAUUAGCCACUAUUGUAAAUAUUUUAAGUAUAAUAAAACCAAAACGUAAACAGACAACAAACGUUACCAAACAAACGUCAAUGACAGUUUAAUUUAUC
Messenger RNA from Daktulosphaira vitifoliae (grape phylloxera), 1343 nucleotides. RefSeq lists its product as uncharacterized. NCBI's taxonomy places the organism in Eukaryota, Metazoa, Arthropoda, Insecta, Hemiptera, Phylloxeridae. The transcript is spliced from 6 exons. The record is from RefSeq and is a predicted model, not a curated record. The coding region runs from base 717 to 1337 and encodes 206 amino acids.